Messenger RNA from Symbiodinium pilosum, 1284 nucleotides. NCBI's taxonomy places the organism in Eukaryota, Dinophyceae, Suessiales, Symbiodiniaceae. The record is from the annotation of a GenBank genome assembly.
AUGGGACUCCUGCGCCUCGUGCUCUUGGGCCUUGCGGCUACCGGUGCUGAAGGGGCGGCCUGCGACCCGGUGGAUUCCUGCCCGCAGCUAUCAGACGGUCUCUACUGUCCAGUCAACGAUGUCACGGAACACGCAGACAUCAAUCGUGAUGUCGCGUUGAUCAAGAGCUACUUGGCCGAGGAUCCUAUGAACUACGCCAUGGCAAAGGAGGUCUACACCAUGGGCAACUUCUCUUCAAAGGGCGCGGGUAACAUGAGAACCCUUCAAGAUUUGGCCUUGAAGGACAUGACGGUAAGCGGGAAGUACACCAACGUGUUCUACUCGGGUGCGCUGAGCCUCUACGGCUCGAUUUCCGCCAUUUGGCAUGAUUAUAUCAUUGCCUGCCUUGACAACACCGGCAUGUGCAAGGACAAGAGUGACUCCUUCAGGCAGUAUGUGAUCAACAAAGCCCUCAUUGGUGUUGUGACCGGCUAUGCUACGUACGAAUUUGGUGCAGCGGUUUGGAAGGGUGCAAACGGUGAGACUGCGGAUGGUCAGGCAGCAUAUGCCUGGGAUGAAGGCGCUGCUUUCUACAUCGGGAACAUCGCUCCAGUGGUAGGUGACGGAAUCACAGGCGGUGCCCCAGGAAAUCUCUAUUCCCCAUAUGAGUUCAACUGGAAGCGCGAUUUCGACUACCCUGAUGGUACCAACACGCACGCAGAAGCUGUGAAGAUCUUGAACUACGGCCUGAUCAACCUCCGCGGCGCUGCUUACAACGGGGACAAUGUGAAAGCAGCUGAGUUGGGCAUGUACAAGAUCUUCUCAAUUGCCGCAAUCCGCAGCGCCAUCAAGUAUGCUGACAAAGCCUACAACGGCGGCACCAUGGAACCAAAGUACCUUGCUGAGGGUUGGGCCUACUGGCGUUCCGCAUCCGGCUACAUGUCCACCUUCAACACGACCACUGUCGAGAUGGUGGAUGCAAUCUUCGAUUUGAACCAAACUUCUAUCCCGGCAGACGCAGCAUGCAAGGUGAAAACCUUAGUGGAGUCUCUGUAUCCGCAACUUGGCAUCACCUGUGCCAUGGUGGGCAAGUGGAAGGAUGCUACAGCUGGAGGCUGCUUGGACUCUGUUUGUGACGACACAGGCAAUUCCGCAACCCUCCUCUCAGGCUCUGACGCUUAUGUGGACAUGUGCAAGGCAACUACGACUUCGACCACAGGCGCGUCGGAUGCGAGUGCCGGGCUUCCAGGUGCCAUGCCAGCUGUUGGUACUUUGGCGGCUGUCACAGCAAUGAUCUGCCAGUGA